Hemibagrus wyckioides is the source of this 3004-nucleotide messenger RNA. It is a transcript of the gene arid6, whose product is annotated as AT-rich interaction domain 6. The coding region runs from base 169 to 1686 and encodes 505 amino acids. The record is from RefSeq and is a predicted model, not a curated record. The transcript is spliced from 6 exons. Gene Ontology annotation, molecular function: transcription cis-regulatory region binding. Gene Ontology annotation, cellular component: nucleus. Lineage: Eukaryota; Metazoa; Chordata; Actinopteri; Siluriformes; Bagridae. Gene Ontology annotation, biological process: regulation of transcription by RNA polymerase II.
GCCCUGUUCAGAGUGCGACAGUCGGAUCAGGGACUUCAUGACAGAAACACAAGUUCACAGACAGACAGGAGACAGAGAGACAUAAAAGAAGACAACGUAGCGCUGGAUUUCUGCAGAUUUUGAGGAUCUAGGACGUGUAUUUCUAGAAAAGAAACACAGGCCGGAGCGAUGGAACAGGACGAACAGAAGGAGAGAAAAGGAAACAAACCUGAGAGCAUGACGGAGGAGAGCUUCAUCAAGGACCUCUACUUCUUCAUGAAGCAGAGAGACACACCCAUAGAGAGGAUCCCUCACCUCGGCUUUAAACAGAUUAAUCUGUACCUGAUGUUUAAAGCGGUGAUGGAGCUGGGAGGAUAUCACCAGGUGACUGCACAGCAGCUCUGGAAAAAAGUGUACAACAUUCUGGGAGGAAACCCUCGCAGCACCAGCGCAGCCACAUGCACGCGCAGACACUACGAAAAACUCCUUCUUCCGUACGAGUAUCACUUAGCUGGAUACGGAGACGAGAUUCCCAUCACGCUGCCUCGACAACGCAAGCGCUUCCACCCUGAGGAUGACUACAGCCAUGGCGCCAAACGUCCAGACUUCACACACUUACACCAGUUUAAUCAGUACCUCCCACCUGGUCCCAUAUCUCUACCGAGCUACUUGGCCGUGUCCCUGCCCUCUGUCCCUGCCCUCAGCUCUCCACUUCACAGUCGACCCAUGAUGUCCUACAUCCCUCCUUCAUCAGUGGAGACAGGAAACGUUAAACAAUCACUGGACUUCCUGCGUCAACUCGCUCAGGAGUAUAAAUCGUCCUCAGGAUGGACAGAGCCUCUGAACCUCAGCAAGAAGCAGAGCAGACUGGAGGCAUCCAGCAGCAUGCCGUCGUCGUUCACAUCCCCCGCCACCAAAAAGAAGGAACCCAAGUUUUUAAACGAAGCUCCACCACUUAAACAAGGCAAUCAGUCAGGAAACUGUGAAGCUCUGACUCCGACACAUGCAGCCACAAAUCAUCAGAGCAUCAGAGAUGAAUCACACGUCAUCAACCUCGCAUCUUCUUUCUCCAGCAGUCCAAACUUGUGGAAAGCGGCUCCAAGUUCCACUCCUCCAUCACCUCCUCCUCCUCCUCCACCUCUUCCUCCUCAUAGGCCAAAUUACCCCACCACCAAAUAUACACCACAACAAAGUCUACCAAUGUCCAAAUCAGGAUCCUCUACCACAUCUCAGCUGAGCCCUGCACCCAUUAACCCAACUCUAGCAUUAGACCCAUACGGAGGAAUGGAGAUCCAAAUCCCACUGUCUUUGCUCCAGAAUCUGAUCAAAGAAGGUGUUAUUUUGAACACAGCCUCUAAUCAGCAUUAUCUACCAUGCUCCAAACCCAGCGAAACUCCGUCACUGCCUGGAAGAGUGACCAUAGAAACCAACGCUGACCAGCCUGCAGAUCUGAGCCUGAAGAACCAAGUGAGAAACAUCAACAUCAAGAGCGACAUCGGCAUGAGUGCUAACAAGACUAUUAACGAAAGACAGGCAGCCGAGAGCAAAUAUUUUGCUGUGAAGCCCUUGUUAAUGCCCGCACCUGCCAAGUUGCCUAUGAAUAAUUACACUUCUCACCUUAAAACCCCUCAAAGGGGAUUUCAGGAACAACAAAUGUGUGCCAAGCAGGUACCUUCUACCAGGCCUCAGAUCCCCAACGUACAGUAAAGAUGGAGCCAGGACUGGAGUCACUGGAUAACGUCAACCUCUUCAUCCUUUGUCCAGAUCACUCCAGAGCAUCUGAAACACGGGGAAGGAACCAAGCUGAUGAAAUUCAGAACACAGAUAUGAACAUUGCAUCCACUACAAUUAUAUGAAAGACAUUUGAGAACAACAUUGAGGGGUGUUUUUGCCCCAAAAACAUUUCUUUAUAUUUUAUAGAAAUAUCUAUUUUAGAUAAAUUUCCAGCUGAUCUCAUGGUCACCACAGUGGAGAUGAAUAUGAACUGCACUGAUCCAAAAGCAGGGAAUAAGAAAAGAAUAGAAAAUAGAAAAGAAAGUAAAGUUGAUUACACUUAUGAUUAUAUAUAUAUAUAUUUUUAAAUGUAUGCUAGCAGGCAGCAAUGGCAAUAGUUUAACAUUAAAGAGGCUAAUCAGGUGCAGAAAUUCCAUAUGCAUUUGUCUGUGUGGAAAAUUUUAUGAUAACUCGAAAUUCAGGACCUGCCUCAACUUCCUCCUUCCGUCUUCUCAGAGCACUCGGCUGACCUCGAGAUCAGAAAAAAAGGAAAAUACUUUUUGACAGUAAGAGAUACAUAUUUAGCUUUGGUAAGAUUUUAUAUUAAAGAAAGCAUUUAAAACACUGAAAUAUAUACAGUACGGUUAGCACUAAAGUUACUAACACUAAAAUAUUACAAAAAUUUCUCAAUUGUCCGUUUUUUGGAGAAAAACAUUUGUAAAGACUUUCUUUCCCGAAUGUCAUGAGUCGAAGACGCGAUGGAUUCAGAGACCCGGACAGAGAUGAGCAAAAAUAAGAGCUGCGAUAAAAUGAGCCAGAUAAAAUGUCUUUUUUUGUAAUAAAUCUGAUAAAUUGCUGAUGUUCUGUGUUCACUCGGGAAACAUAUGAAGCUUCACUGAGUAAGUGAUGGUGAAGGAUUAUAACACUCAGGAAUAAGCUGCCUCAAUGACGUGCGUGACAAACUGUGACGAGUAAAUUCGAUCUGUUGGAAGAAACACACUUGUUUGGUGAAAAAAGAAUUAUUUCUAGCGCUCCGGCACAGAGAGAAGUCAGUUCCUUAAUCUUUAUGUAUUUUUUUAAUAAACUUACAGUGCUGUUUUUUUUUACACCUCAGGAAAUAGCAUGAUGAAGCCUGAAAUGAGUUUAGAAAAAAUUGUAAAUAUUUACAUUUUAUAUUUCUUUUUAUGGAAGCAAAAUGUUGUUGUUUUUUACUGCUGUAAAUAUCAUAUCUUAUUUUUUAUUUCUUUUUUAAAUAAUCAAAUUAAGUAUCAUAAAUAUGUGAGAUUUUCGGUGAUUGUUUGUAUAACAUUAU